AUGGGAUCGGACAAGAAAAACGUUUACGAGUUCAUGGUCAAAGCCAACAGACCGUACAGUAGCAACGAUGUGUUUUCAAAUCUACAGCGACAUGGUGUCGGAAAGUCGGCCGUGGAAAAAGCUCUCGAUCAGUUGGUGAAGGAUAACAAGAUCUUCAUGAAGUUGAAUGGCAAGCAGAAGAUUUACUGCGUGGUGCAACCGGACUCGACGGGGGAAGACCUAAAUGAAAUCCAGUCGAUUGACGUGGAGUUGAUGAAAAUUAACGAGGAGCUGCGUGAAGUCGAGCGCAAGUGCAAAGAAUCCGAGAUUGAAUUGAAAACGCUCCAGGGCACUUAUAGCACCGAGGAAGCAAAAGAAAAGGUGGCCGAAAUGGAAAAAACCGUAUCCGAACUUAAAUCCCAAGUGGAUCAAAUGUCGAAAGCAAGUGGUGACGUAGUGUCGGCAAAGGAUAGAGGGCAAGUGAAGAAGGAAUACGAAACGGUCACCAAGGAGUAUAGGAAACGCAAACGCAUGUGUACGGACAUAUUGGACUCGAUCUUGGAGAACUGUCCGAAACCAAAGAAAGCUCUUUUCGAAGAAAUCGGAAUCGAAACCGACGAGAGCGUCGGCAUGCCGGCAUUGUGA
Molecule: messenger RNA, 624 nt
Organism: Macrosiphum euphorbiae (potato aphid)
Lineage: Eukaryota; Metazoa; Arthropoda; Insecta; Hemiptera; Aphididae
Source: the annotation of a GenBank genome assembly